UUCUACGGUACACAUACUGUUUGUUUGCAACAGCUGGUUACUGUAAUAUUGGCAUUUCGGUGUAUUGCAGAUGACAGAUCUGCCACGCAGACUUCCUUUUUGUCUCUGGUUUGAAUCAUUUGUUUGAGGUUGCUCUACAACAAGAGAAGAAGCUACAUCUAAGUGGUCAGAUGUAAUUAAGAACAGCAAACAGAUUGCAACAGAACCCAUAAGAACACACCUGCUGAACACAGUCAAGAGAGCACUGAACAAAGAUGGACUCAUCAGGAGAUACACUUUUGGAAGAAAGGACCCCAACAAAAGGAACAGGACAAUCAUGAUGGUGGGAGAAACAGGAACAGGGAAGUCUGCGCUCAUCAAUAUGAUAGUCAACUACAUGCUGGGGGUAAAGUGGGAAGAUAAGAUCAGGUUUGAAAUCAUUCCAGAUGAAGGCAAAAGACCAAAAACCAGUCUGAUUACUACAUAUGAGAUUUUUGGACUGGAGGAGCUGUCUGUUCCUUUUUCCCUCACAGUCAUUGAUACACCAGGAUUUGGAGACACAGGUGGGCUUGAAAAAGAGAAGGGAAUUGCUGAGAAUCUGUACAAGUUAUUGAAUUAUUUAAGCAGCAUUCAACAAUUAGAUGCAGUUUGCCUUGUGGUAAAGGCAUCUCAGAAUCGCCUUACUUACAGCCAGAAAUACUUCUUCGAUGCCAUCCCGUCCAUCUUUGGGAAGAACACGGAGAAAAACAUCUUGACUCUCAUCACUUUCUCUGACUGGAUGCCACCUUUAGCUCUUGAGGCACUUCUUGAGUCUGAUGUACCUUUCCUCAAAGAUGAAAACAAUGAACCUGUUCACUUCCUCUUCAACAGCCAUCCUCUUCAGAAGUUUGCUAAGAAAUACGAAGAAACAUAUAAAACAUCUUGGGAUAAUGGAACAGAGAGCUUUGGAGAGUUUUUUGAAACUUUGGAUAAAAUGGAACCGCAAAGCUUGGGGGAGAUUAAAAAUGUCUUGAAGCAACAUCACUGCUUGGAAGAUUUUUUCUCGAAAUUGGAGAGUCAGAUCAGGGAUGUGGGGGAGAAGCACAAGGGACUUGAGGACGUUCAAAAAACUCUGAAAGAGUACAGACAGGACUCGGAGAAAAAUAACUUUGAGUAUAAAUACAAUGAAGUUGUCAAAAAGAAGGUCAAAACUACAUCUAAGUGGUCAGAUGUAAUUGAGAACAGCAAACAGAUUGCAACAGAACCCAAACAAACAUACCUGCUGAACACAGCCAAGAUAGCAUUGAAUAAAGAUGGACUCAUCAGGAGAUACACUUUUGGAAGAAAGGACCCCAACAAAAGGAACAGGACAAUCCUGAUGGUGGGAGAAACAGGAACAGGGAAGUCUGUGCUCAUCAAUAUGAUGGUCAACUACAUGCUGGGUGUAAAGUGGGAAGAUAAGAUCAGGUUUGAAAUCAUUUCAGAUGAAGGCAAAAGACCAAACACUAAAUCUCAAACCAGUGCGAUUACUGCAUAUGAGAUUUUUGGACUGGAGGAGCUGUCUGUUCCUUUUUCACUCACAGUCAUUGAUACACCAGGAUAUGGAAACACUACAGUGAAGGAUGAUAUAAUUGCUGAAAAUCUGUACAGAUUACUGGAAUAUUUCGACAUUGUUCAACAACUAGAUGCAGUUUGCCUUAUGGUGAAGGCAUCUGCAAAUCGCCUCACUCCUUUCCAGAAGGAAAUCUUUGAUUCCAUCCUGUCCCUCUUUGGAAAGAACAUGGAGAAAAACAUAAUGACUCUCAUCACCUUCUCUGACUGGAAAUCACCUUCAAAUACUCUUGAGGCAGUUAUCGAAUCUGGCGUACCUUUCCCCAAAGAUGAAAUUGAUGAGCCUGUUCACUUCCUGUUCAACAACUGUCCUCUUAAUUAUUAUCAGAAUAAAUAUGAAAAAUCAUUCAAACAACACUGGGAUAACGGAACUGAGAGCAUGAGGAAGUUCUUUCAGACUUUGGAUCGAAUGGAAAGUCGAAGCCUGAGGAUGACUGAAGAAGUCUUGAGAGAACGCCGGAGACUGGAAGCUUGUAUCCAGACCUUCGAGAGUCAGAUCAAGGUUGUGGAGAUGAAGCGCAAGGCACUUGAGGAAGUUAAGAAAACUCUGGAAAAGCAGAAAGAGGACAUGAGGAGGAAUAACAACUUUCAGUAUAAAUCCCAAACUGUUGUCAUGGAGAAGAUCCCAGUUGGUAAAGCUGCAACUUCCUGUUCAAAGUGUGAAGUAACCUGCCACACUCCAUGUAUGCAGACAAAUAGCCUAUGGUGGUGUCAUGUAAUGGACUGGAGUGGGAACUGUACGGCCUGUCCCGGAAAAUGCAGCUACAAUGACCAUGAAAGAGAAUGCAAAAUAUAUGCACGAAAACAUGAAGAAAAAACUGUAACUCAUGAGGGCCUGAAAAAAACUUGUGAAAGGAUGAUAGCCACACAAGAGAAAGUGAUGUCCACACGUGAGCAAGAGUUGAGGGAUGCAGAAGCUGAGAAAACCAGCCUCAUUGAAAGGUGUUUCCAGAGCAUUCUCCAGCUUAGAGAGCUUGCUCUGAAGUUCGAUUCUGAUUCUACUCGUCAGAGUAUUCUCAGGCAGAUUGAAAUGCUGAAGAAGAACAACGAGGCAGAGAAGGCAGAAAUGCUGCAGAAGAUUCUGGAGAACACUGCAUGAAGAGAUGAAGAAAUGUUUAGUUGCACAUUCUUCUGAUGUUGCAUGAUCAAAAUGAUUUGUUUUAGAAAACCUUAACAGUUUAUUUACAGAGGAAUCCCCCUGUUUACCCUUCUGUGGGACAGACACAGUCAACAGCUACCAACAGCUAAAGGUGUAUUCAGUCAGGAUUGCAACUUUAUUUAUCUCUAACUCUAGUGGUGGAACCUGUCAUCUCCAUAGAAACUAAUGAAGAGAUACUUCCAGGCUCAACAGAACAACAGACGAGGUGUUCUGAGAAGUAAUCUCAGUUUAAGCCAGAAAGCAAGUCUUCGAGAAAGGGUAAAAUAUGACAACAUGCUUGACUGGUAAAAUGCUCGACUGGUUUUAUUGUUUUAUAUUGGAUUUGUCUUGAGGUGGAUUUUUAUUUACUAACCGGUAUGUUUUAUCAUUUAAUUAAAUAUCCAUGAAUAGAAGUUUGUAUUUUGUGUCUGGUGUAGCUUUGGAUUUGUGAAAUAGGGGAGAGUGCAGAAAUAACUAAUGGUUUUUGUAUUUGGCUCAGUUCUGAAAACAUCACUAGAGAUAGAUUUAUCAUUUUUUAAAACAAACAACCUACAUCCCUUGGCUAUGAUUACACACCACAAUGAAAUUUCUGGGACAUACCAUUCACUAGCAACCUGACCGAAAGUACUGAGAGUGGAAUGUUACAUUGAUUACAUUUAUAUGUUUUUCAUGGCCUACCUAGAUCCGUGAAAAUCUAUCACAAGACUGUACUUUAUUCUCUGGUUCCCGUCUAAUGUCUGUUCAAUUCAAACGGCUGUAUCUGUCGAUGUCACGUCACCACAUAGCCUAAAGUUGAAGUUGUGUUAAAUAUAUUUACAAAGAUCCAGUCUGAGUUGAACAAAUCCAAUCAAUUUGUUCAUUAAAAACCCUGUUUGCUUAAACCCUGAAGGGGGGGGGUGUCUGCACCUUUGCCUGCCUAGCAAUGCCAGCAAGCUAGCACGCUACAUCAAAUCUAAAGAAAUCUAUUUGUCACUAAAAGACUGUUUAUGAUGACAUACAUUUGGAUUCCAUACGCACAUAAUAUAGUAGCCAAAAAACACUUCCGGUAAAAAAAAUUCACUUGUAUACAGCCAAAACAAGACUUUUGGCAAUAACUCCUGAAAUAGUUAUUAAACUCUCCUGCCAUUCGUUGGAGACAGAGAGAUGGUAAUUCUGCAUAUUUAACCUGAAAUAUGUUGUUCAAGCUCGAUGCAUCUACCUAAAAAGUCUGUUACAUUUUAUCCUGUCUUAGAUUUUGUCCCACUCUCCCCUACAUGUAAUGUCAAGCAUGAAUCUUGCACAAGUUGUUCUUGGGAGGAAUGACUGCUGAGGUAGUACUUUACUGUUUCAAAAUCUUGAGUACUGUCAGCUUUCAUUGUAGGUAGAUAAACUGUUUUUAUUUUGUUUGAAAUGCUGCGCUCCUCCAUUUACUGCUUUUAAGGCCAGUUCAGAUGAAAACUGAGGGCAGACGAGACUAGAUGAAUUUUGUCUGCAGUUAAAUGACAUUACUGUUUCCAUUACAUUAAAUUUCUCAUCAUUAACUUGGGACUGAGAGUCUGACAUACUGAAUUCAUGGAAACCUCAGUGGCUGAGCACAUAUUCUAAAAAACUUGGUAGUAUAAGACCAAUAGCAUCUAUUCUGCAAACAUUCUAAAACAGUCUCGGAUGAUUUUUUGAUCUGAACUGGUUUCUGUAAUGGUUUUUUUGCCUUCUAAUGUACUAUGAGGUGCUUAGUAGAUUAGUGUUUCCCCAGGGCCUAUAAUCCUGAUGGGUAGAUUUUUAAAAAAACCUUUUGACUUUAACUGCUCUGGUGGGAGAAGGAAAAUAUAUAUCCUCUUACUUAAAUUUUUUCCUGCUAUUUACUGUUGAAUUUGUUUUCUGUGGACUGUCUAAUUACAGGUUAUAUGUACAUGUAUAUAUAUGAAGUUGUAUGUAUUACAUAACUUGUUUAACCUGUGCAUACCUUUCUAUUUAUCUGCACCACAAAUAACAACAAGACCAAUGGACCAUGCUUGCAUUCAUGGGAUUACAUCUGCAAUUGAAAGAUGUAAUGUUCUUCUCAUUCUGACUGAUGUUCCAGUUAGUUCAGGGCUCCUACAAGAAGUAUUGAACUUCACCAUCUACUGUAACUGCCAAAUGCACUAUGGUGAAAUGUCUUGCAUUUUGUGAAACCCAUACGUUUGUGAAGAUCUAUGCACGAAAUAAAAGGUUCAGACUGGA
Messenger RNA from Anguilla anguilla (European eel), 4906 nucleotides. RefSeq lists its product as uncharacterized. The record is from RefSeq and is a predicted model, not a curated record. NCBI's taxonomy places the organism in Eukaryota, Metazoa, Chordata, Actinopteri, Anguilliformes, Anguillidae. Gene Ontology annotation, molecular function: GTP binding. The transcript is spliced from 2 exons. The coding region runs from base 317 to 2668 and encodes 783 amino acids.